This is a messenger RNA of Thelazia callipaeda (thelaziosis nematode), 741 nucleotides long. The record is from the annotation of a GenBank genome assembly. NCBI's taxonomy places the organism in Eukaryota, Metazoa, Nematoda, Chromadorea, Rhabditida, Thelaziidae.
UAUUCCGGAUUCCACGCAUUCCCCGAGGAGUUCGAAAAGCUCAAUGGAUUACGACCUGAGAGAACGAAACCAUCCGGUUCAACAAAUUUUCCAGAAUUACAGGUUUAUGGACCUUUGCCAGACAUGGUGGAUUGGCGGCAACGCGGUGCUGUCACUAGAGUGAAAGAUCAAGGUGAUUGCGGAAGUUGCUGGGCUUUCAGCACCAUAGGUGCGAUGGAAGGACAGCAGUUUCUGCGAUCUGGUUCAUUAACUGAAUUAUCUGAGCAAAAUAUUCUUGACUGCAGUGAUGAAAAAUAUGGUAAUUAUGGAUGCGAUGGCGGUCUUAUGAUGAAUGCAUUUGCAUAUGUGAUAGACAAUAAUGGUGUUGACACAGAAAAAUCAUAUCCAUAUCUCGGAUAUCAAGGAGUGUGCCGUUACUCAAAUUUGACCCGUGGGUCAAGUGCUUUCGGAAGCAGAUUGCUACCUUAUGGUGAUGAAGAUAUGAUGAAACUCGCCGUAGCGGUAGUUGGUCCAAUAUCAGUGGCUUUCAAUGCGAACCCAAUAAUAUUCUAUAAUGGAGGUGUUUUCUACGAAGAGGACUGCUCAGAUUGGAUCAACCACGGUGUAACUGCAGUUGGAUACGGCACGGAUAAAGUAAAAUUGAAAAACGGUACAACCGUAAUGAUGGAUUAUUGGCUUCUUAAAAACAGCUGGGGCAGCGACUGGGGAGAGAAUGGAUAUUUACGAAUCGCCAGAAAUCAA